This is a messenger RNA of Benincasa hispida (wax gourd), 2517 nucleotides long. RefSeq names its product auxin transporter-like protein 2. Lineage: Eukaryota; Viridiplantae; Streptophyta; Magnoliopsida; Cucurbitales; Cucurbitaceae. The record is from RefSeq and is a predicted model, not a curated record.
AAAUUCACUUUCACCUAAUCAAAAGAAUCGAAUCAUCAAGUGGUUUACAAGCGAAUUGGGUGUUUCGUCUCUCUCACUUUCCUUUCUUUUUCUCUCACUUCAAUCGCUUUCUCUCAAAAACCCAUUCUUUUUUCAACUUUUUCUCAUUCCUCUGUUUUAUAUAUAUACACAGCAACAAGUAUUUUUGUAUAAUUUCAGCCUUCCUACAAAGAAAAAAAGGGUCUUCCUUUUUUCUCCUUUAAAACUUAUGAAUUCAACUAUCUGAUCAAAAUUUCUAUUCGGUUUGCUAGUGCUUCUUUCGAGGAUUCUCGCCGUCUUUCAAUUCGGCGGUGGCUCUGUUUUUCCUUUCUUUUCAUUGCCAUUUCUGAGGAAUUUGGUGGGACGCAUUAAAGUUGGGGCUUUCAUUGAGUCCAGCUAUUUAAAAUUUCCCUUUUUCUCUCUCAGUGCAUUUAAGACACUUUUGAAGAAGAAGCAGCACGUCCUCUGUUCUGCCAUUUAAAUUCUCUUCCUUUCUUGGUUUUGGUUUUGUUUUUAUUCAGUCGGAGAAAACAGACACCCAAACAAAACCAUUGAAUUUUAAAACUACACUGUUUUAUUUCUUAAAAACUUUUGUUUGUGAAGUCGAUCUGGGUUUUCUUCAAUCUUUCAAACGAAAGAGACAUUUCGAACAAAGGAAUUUUUGUUACGUUUGUCAAAGAAACCAAAGACAAUGUUGCCUCAGAAACAAGCAGAGGAAGCCAUAGUUCCCAACGUGAACGAAACAGAGCAUGAAGGCAAAGAAGAAGAUAAAGAAUCUCAGUCCAUUUUCAGUGUCAAAAACAUCCUCUGGCAUGGUGGUUCUGCUUGGGAUGCCUGGUUCAGUUGUGCUUCAAAUCAAGUGGCCCAGGUUCUGUUAACACUGCCAUAUUCAUUUUCUCAGCUGGGAAUGCUUUCUGGGAUUUUGUUUCAAAUUUUCUACGGAGUAAUGGGUAGUUGGACUGCUUAUAUAAUCAGUGUACUGUACAUUGAAUACAGAAGUAGGAAGGAGAAAGAGAAUGCGAGCUUCAAAAACCAUGUGAUUCAGUGGUUUGAAGUUCUUGAUGGCUUAUUGGGUCCUUAUUGGAAAGCCAUUGGACUUGCAUUUAACUGUACCUUCCUCUUGUUUGGAUCAGUCAUUCAACUCAUUGCUUGUGCAAGCAAUAUUUAUUACAUCAAUGACCAUUUGGACAAGAGAACUUGGACUUAUAUUUUUGGAGCUUGUUGUGCUACAACUGUUUUCAUCCCUUCUUUCCAUAACUACCGGAUUUGGUCCUUUUUGGGUCUUGGAAUGACCACUUACACUGCCUGGUAUAUGGCCAUCGCCGCCCUUGUCCACGGCCAGGUUGAGGGUGUACAGCACUCUGGCCCUAAGAAACUGGUUCUGUACUUCACCGGCGCCACUAACAUUCUUUACACAUUCGGAGGCCAUGCCGUGACAGUUGAAAUUAUGCACGCUAUGUGGAAGCCACAGAAAUUCAAGUACAUCUAUUUAAUGGCUACCUUAUACGUUUUCACCUUAACGAUUCCGUCAGCCACCGCCGUGUAUUGGGCUUUCGGUGAUGAACUACUCAACCACUCCAACGCCUUCUCCCUCCUCCCAAAAUCCGGCUUCCGUGACGCCGCCGUCAUCCUCAUGCUUAUCCACCAGUUUAUUACGUUUGGUUUUGCUUGUACGCCGUUGUACUUUGUGUGGGAGAAAGUGAUUGGAAUGCAUGAUACGAAGAGCAUUUGUUUAAGGGCUGUUGCGAGGUUACCAGUGGUGAUACCGAUUUGGUUUUUGGCAAUAAUUUUCCCAUUCUUUGGGCCUAUAAAUUCGGCGGUGGGAGCUUUGUUGGUGAGUUUCACAGUGUAUAUUAUACCUGCUUUGGCUCAUAUGCUCACUUACAGAAAGGCCUCUGCUCGUCAGAAUGCGGCGGAGAAGCCUCCAUUCUUCCUCCCGAGCUGGGUCGGUAUGUACGCAUUGAACACAUUCGUGGUGGCGUGGGUUCUCGUGGUUGGGUUUGGGUUUGGAGGAUGGGCUAGCAUGACGAACUUCGUUAGGCAAGUCGACACCUUCGGACUUUUUGCGAAGUGCUAUCAAUGCAAGGGUCCCCCUGCAGUGGCUCCGACCCCGCAUCACUAAACUCCAGCCACAAGCCACCGGGUUUGGUCUUGGUCAUCGUCUUCAUCAUCUCCUUCCACAUUUUGUAUCAUACCAAUGGGGGGAAAUCACUAGCCUUUUGCUCAUGCCCCCUCUUUUCUCGAGUGUGUUAGAUUUUUCUGUUCUCUUUUUUCCCCUAGUGUGCCGAAUCGGUAAUGAUUCUCAUCCACUCAAAAUCAUUGGCUCAAUUUAGCUAAUUAGUAUAUUAUAUUAUAUGUUAUACCCGUAGCUUACUUAAUAUUUUCUUUAAACAAUCUUUCUUAUUAUUACCAUAAUUGCCAUAAAUUUAAGAUGUAGUUUUUGUUAAUUCUCAUGGUUUCCCCAACUUAUAUAAGUAUAUAUAUGCCUUCCAAUCGUAA